AUGCAGAUAAUCGCUUCGGGAACCCUUUUCCUAACUCAUACUCUGUCUGUGCCAUGUCACCCAGCACCUUCAACAGUCAUUCGGGCCCAUGCCGUCGAGAAGAGUCGUGGUGGCUCAGCAAGCAUGGUCCUUUCUCUUCUCGCCCAAUUCCCGUGUGUGGAUACCGCACUAGUGGCCUCUCUGGGCGGCAAUGACGAGGGACAAGCGUUGAUCCGUCAACUCGAGAAGGAGGGCGUCAUCACGCGAUUUUGCAAAGUAUGGCGGAACCUGGGUGUACCAAGCGCAUGGGUAUUACACGCCAGCGAGAACGACACGCGAACUGUCAUCAAUCACAACCCCCUUCCGGACAUCACUCACGACGAGUUUAUUUCCCUUCUGGGCCCGUUGCUUGCUCCUGAAAAUUAUCCUUCGGUACCUCCCCCAUCACCUUCGCCAACCGUGCCAAAUACCCCAUUAUCUACAUCUAUAUCUACCCCUCGACCGAGUUUUAAUGUAGCCCCUUUUACCCCUGGAUAUAUUCGCAGUAGCCCUGCACCCUUUGACUGGCUACACUUCGAAGGACGGUCUGUAAAGACUACUCUCAGCAAUAUCACUGGCCUUAAUGGACUAGCUCGCGAGCGACGAUGGAGAAGCCACUGUGUCUUUAGCGUGGAUGUCGGUCGUAAAGGAAGACAGGGCGUUGAAGCGCUCAUUCCGCACGCAGAUGUAAUCUUCGUGAACAAGCAUUACGCCCAAGCCAAUUCACCCCACUAUGCGACUACCCCUCGUGCAUUCCUUCUUUCCUUGACAUCGAUAGCACCACCACACGCUCUGUUAGUUGCCCAUUGGGGAUCAGAGGGUGCUGCGGUCCUCUCGUUACCUACUCAGGAAUAUUUCCAGAGCUCGGGCUGGGUUGCCGAACGCAGAACAGCAUCAGAAGGUCAUUUGAAGGAGAAGAAAAACAAAAACAAAAACAAAACUGGUUCAGGACACAUGGACGAGAUUACUUCGGUGAGGUCGGGAAGUGAUUUUUGGGCUAACGGACGGAGUCGGACACCAUCCUUGGCGACUUAUUCAGCUAGGGAAUGUGCCUAUGGGAAUGAAAAUUCUCUCUCUGCGCCGGCAAAAUCAAGAGCGCGGUCGAGGUCGAGGUCUCCGGGACCUAUGAGUCACACUGACCGUAGUGGAUAUCGGGAUUCGGGAGCAUCGUUCGAAGAUGAAACGGACUCGCAAACGACAGAAGUUCCUGAACAGGAUGUUGAUGAUGGUGUUGUGGAUGAAGUGGGAGCUCAGGAUGCGUUUGUUGCGGGGAUGAUUUAUGCGCUUAGUAGACGAAUGCUUCCUGGAGCUCCUUAUGCCCCAACGUCGACCGCGGUUGUCGAGAAGACGUCGAGUCACAACGAUAAGGGGAAAUGGAGGUUGGAUGAGUGUUUACGAUUCGCCACUGAACUUGCUGGAAGAAAGGCACGAAGGAGACACUGGGAGGGUUUAGCGGAUGAAAUGGUGAGAGCUGGGUGGCUAGAAUGA
Messenger RNA from Marasmius oreades (fairy-ring Marasmius), 1506 nucleotides. RefSeq lists its product as uncharacterized. The coding region runs from base 1 to 1506 and encodes 501 amino acids. NCBI's taxonomy places the organism in Eukaryota, Fungi, Basidiomycota, Agaricomycetes, Agaricales, Marasmiaceae. The record is from RefSeq and is a predicted model, not a curated record. The transcript is spliced from 4 exons.